AUGAUUGUGAUUGGUCGAGAAGGCCACGUGGACCCCGGGGAAGAUGACCUUUGCACAGCCCUGCGAGAGACCCAGGAAGAGGCUGGGCUGACCUCCGCCCAGUUCACCAUCCUGGAAGGCUUUAAGAAGGAACUGAAUUACGUCGUCAGAGGCAAGCCCAAAACGGUGGUCUACUGGCUGGCCGAGCUGAAGGACCAGGACACGGAGGUCAAGCUUUCUUCAGAGCACCAGGCCUUCCGCUGGCUGACCCUCACUGAGGCCUGCAGACUUGCCGAGUACGAGGACAUGCAAGGCACCCUCCGAGAGGCUCAUCUCUUCCUCUCUGCCAAAGAAUAAACUUCCUCCCGUGGGAAUAUUUGGGGAGAUGUUUCACUGCUGUUCUUUCAAGUCUUAUGAGCAACAUUUCUCAACUUCGGCCCCUUAAAGGUGGGUGGACUUCAACGCCCAGAAUUCCAAGCUUGGCUGUUUCCUUGCAGACGUUUCACCAUCCAACUAGGUAACAUCAUCAGUGCUAGGGAGGUUGAGGUUUGCUCCCAGCUUAUGCAGGAUAAGCUCCUGUGUAUAAAUAGAGAGCAAACCCUACUUCUUUGUAGCGUUGAUGAUGUUCCCUACUUGGGUCACGAGAUGCCUGCAAGAAAACAAGGAGGGCCAGAAAACACUAAGGACCCUACAAUCUUUCCUCCUCCAACCUCUCUUCCUUCUAGCACUGAUGAUGUUCCCUAGUUGGGUCGUGAAACGUCUGCAAGAAAGCAACCAAGCUCAGAGGGCACUAAGGACCCCCACAGUCCUUUUCUUCCUCCUCUAUGAAAACCCCCACUCCCUUUAGCCCUGAUAAUGUUCCCUAGUUGGGUCGUGAAACGUCUGCAAGAAAACCAGCAAGCUCAGAGGGCACUAAGGACCCAUAGUCCUUUUCUUCCUCCUCCUGCGCUCCACAUCCUUCUAGCCCUAAUUAUGUUGCCUAGUUGGGCCAUGAAACACCU
Thamnophis elegans (Western terrestrial garter snake) is the source of this 980-nucleotide messenger RNA. RefSeq names its product bis(5'-nucleosyl)-tetraphosphatase [asymmetrical]-like. Gene Ontology annotation, biological process: ATP biosynthetic process; AMP biosynthetic process. Gene Ontology annotation, molecular function: bis(5'-nucleosyl)-tetraphosphatase (asymmetrical) activity. The coding region runs from base 1 to 336 and encodes 111 amino acids. The transcript is spliced from 2 exons. Lineage: Eukaryota; Metazoa; Chordata; Lepidosauria; Squamata; Natricidae. The record is from RefSeq and is a predicted model, not a curated record.